AAUAAAUUAAAUUAAAUGAUAACUUCUCCUUAAGAGAUGCGAAUAUUAUCUAAGCGAUUCUUUGGUAAUAAGAUUAUUGAUUCAAUUGUACUUGAAGAAAUGAAGGAACAUUAUUAAAAUAAAGAUAGAAUAGCAAAUAUAAUUUAGAGAUGUUUUCCUGAAAGUUACAAGUUAUAUUCAGAUUUAGGUAAGUGAUGAUAUUUUAUAAAAGAUCCUUAAUUGCUUAGUAUAUUCAUUUAGUAUUUUUUGAAUUAACUUAAUUUUGUAAUUGAGAAAAAGUAUAUAUUUCAAAGAGCAACAUGUUUAUUGGAAUUGAGUGUCCAUUUAUUCAAUGUGUCUUGGGAAAAAAGAUGGAAUAGAGAAAAAUCCUUUGAAGAAUUCAGAUAAAUAAUUGUUAGACAUUCAUUAUAUAGGUUAUUAUUGAGAUUAAUAAAUACAGGCCACCACAUAGUGUAUAUAUAUUUAGUUUAGAGAAUUUGAAAGAAAUUUCAUUACAUUUUUUAUCAACUUUCUUUAGAUUUUAUAGAGCUUAUUUCUUCACAUUCACUCCUUGGGUUGAUAUUGUAGUAACAACAUAUUAAAAACAUUAAAUUAAAAAAGAUGUCAAAGAUCUUGAAUUAGAAAAAUUAAGAUAAGAAGCAGAAUAAUAUAAUGAUUAGAUUGAUCCAGAAAUGAUGGAAUAAUUAAUGAGUGGCAAUUCCAUAUUUUAGAUUCCAGAAAAAAAGAAAAGAGAAAUGUUAGAAUAAUAAUAAUAGAAAGAAAAACAAGAAAGAAUUGAUAGAGUAUUAAAAAAGAGAUUAGAAGAAUUGUAAUAAGUAUUUGAUUAAAAAAUCAAAGAAUAAGAUGAACAUUUUAUAAAACUAGCUGAAGAUUUAAAAAAUCCUAAAAAAAAGUGA
This is a messenger RNA of Paramecium sonneborni, 896 nucleotides long. The record is from the annotation of a GenBank genome assembly. NCBI's taxonomy places the organism in Eukaryota, Ciliophora, Oligohymenophorea, Peniculida, Parameciidae.